UUUAAUUUUUUAGUUUCUAAGUAAAAGUAAAAUAUAAUUUUGUAUAUGGAUUUAAAUACGGUAACAAAUAACUAAAUAGUUUUCAACUAACUAAUAACAUGGUGAUUUUAACCCCAGUCACAAAUUUAUAGCACAGUGGCGGGUUGCGAGCACGGAGCGGGCGGGGCAAGCUCGGGCGGCGGGCGGCCCGCCGACACCAUUCGCCGAGUCAAGGUGAAGAUGUCGUCGGUAUCGGCGCAGGGCGUCGUCGAGCGCGCGUCCGCCGAGCUGUCGCGCCGUAUUACCGGCUUGGGGCUCCGCGGCCGGAAGCGGUCUCCCGGAGUAGUGGAACGUAUGGCGAAUGCGCUGUGCGGCCCCGCUUCCACUGCAGCGCCUAGAAUACCCCGCCGGCGUCGACCAUGUCCUCGACCUCUCGUUUGGAGUCAGUUCAUAUUAGAGGAAAGAUUUCUAGAAAAGUUUUUUCUUUAUUUCACUGCUAACGAAAGGAAAACGUUAGCCCAAGUGUGUACGAAAUGGCGCGACAUGCUCUAUUCGUCCCCGCGAUGGUGGUCCGGACUGGCUGCCGUAUUAGACUGCCGUGAACUGCGCUCCGAAUCCGGCUGUUGUAUGCAAAGGUUUUAUAAUUCAGUGGUUAGAAGAGGUAUUCGAGGUGUUAUUAUGAUAUCUGCUACCGAUGAUGAUAUAAAUGAGCUUAUUAAGCAGUUUCCUUUGUCGGCACAUCACUUGCACGCUAUUGGACUAAAAGGAUGCACAAUAACAGAUAGAGGAUUGGAAGCUAUUUUGGACCAUUUACAGGUUCUCUUUGAACUUGAACUAACGGGCUGCAAUGAGAUAACAGAGGCUGGCUUAUGGGCAUGUCUAACUCCAAGGAUUGUUUCACUUACGCUUACUGAUUGCAUUAACAUUGCUGACGAGGCUGUCGGUGCAGUGGCUCAGCUUUUACCGUCUCUGUACGAGUUUUCAUUACAAGCGUAUCAUGUGACGGAUGCAGCGCUCGGCUAUUUUUCGCCGAAGCAAAGUGCUUCGCUCAGUAUAUUGAGAUUACACAGCUGCUGGGAACUUACUAACCAUGGUGUCGUUAACAUCGUGCACUCGCUGCCCAACCUGACGGUGCUGUCGCUGAGCGGCUGCAGCAAGGUGACGGACGAGGGCGUGGAGCUGCUGGCGGAGAACUUGCCGCGCCUGCGCAGUCUCGACCUCAGCUGGUGUCCGCGCGUUACCGACAACGCGCUCGAGUACAUCGCCUGCGACCUCAACCACCUCGAAGAGCUCACGCUGGACAGAUGCGUGCACAUAACGGACAUCGGUGUGGGAUAUAUCAGUACCAUGCAGUCGCUGGUGGCGCUUUUCCUGCGCUGGUGCUCACAGGUGCGCGACUUCGGCGUACAGCACCUCUGCGGCAUGAGGUCUUUGCAGCUUUUGUCUCUGGCUGGGUGCCCGCUGCUGACGUCGGGCGGGCUGUCGAGCCUCAUCCAGUUGCGCCAGCUGCGCGAGCUGGAGCUCACCAACUGCCCGGGAGCGUCUCCGGAGCUGUUCGACUACUUGCACGAGCAUCUGCCGCGGUGUCUCAUCGUCGAGUGAGGGCGGACGGACAAGUCGUUAUGUAUAUAAAGGCCCGUUUGUACAUAAUAUACUAAGAAAAUCUCAGUCAAUUUACCGGCUUUUAAAUAUUUAGUUAUAUUAUGGACAAGUAUCCGCCAAAGUGGAAAUGGGAGGAGAGUUGUAUCAUAACCAACUACACUAACUAAUACUACUAAUAAUAAUAUAUUGUCACUCUCGGCGGUGAGGAGACUAACACGGUCACAAUCUCCUUUCGUGGAUAACGGUUGUAUAUGAUGCACGCGACAGUACACCGUCGUCAUUUGUAUAACCAGAUAUUAAUAAAAUUAAUCUCACUACCUACAGUGUAAAAAUUCCGACAAACAAAUUUUCGGCUAUUUA
This is a messenger RNA of Nymphalis io (European peacock), 1941 nucleotides long. RefSeq names its product F-box/LRR-repeat protein 16. Gene Ontology annotation, cellular component: SCF ubiquitin ligase complex. Gene Ontology annotation, biological process: SCF-dependent proteasomal ubiquitin-dependent protein catabolic process. The record is from RefSeq and is a predicted model, not a curated record. NCBI's taxonomy places the organism in Eukaryota, Metazoa, Arthropoda, Insecta, Lepidoptera, Nymphalidae. The transcript is spliced from 7 exons. The coding region runs from base 220 to 1581 and encodes 453 amino acids. Gene Ontology annotation, molecular function: protein binding.